GGCGCUGUCACAGCAGCGCACCCCCUCCCGGCUCGGAUGACGCGAGAUCACCAGCCCGGCUGCGGAAAGAAAACCGGCUUCUGCCGGUCAGAGGAGUGACAGUUGCGGGAGACCGGGGGGGGAGGAGGAAGGAGAGAGCAUGAGAGCCUGAGACUCACAUCCGUCCCCGAGACAUGGCACCGAGCAAGGACACCCUACUACACCUCCUGGCCGGAGGGUGUGCUGGCACAGUCGGAGCCAUUGUCACGUGUCCCCUGGAGGUGAUCAAGACACGGUUACAGUCCUCAGGGAUCGCCCUUCAGCAAGUUUACUACUCUCAGGUACAGCUUGGGACGCUCAGCGGAGGAGUUGUACGACCAACCACUUCCGUCUCCCCUACGGUUCUCCAAGUUCUCAAAUCCAUCCUUGAAAAAGAAGGACCAAAAUCUCUUUUCCGGGGGCUGGGUCCUAACCUAGUCGGUGUCGCUCCUUCCAGGGCCGUCUACUUCGCAUCGUACUCAAAAGCCAAGGAGCAGUUUAAUUCAAUAUUCGUUCCCAACGGUAACCUCGUCCACAUGUGUUCUGCGGGAUGUGCAGCGUUUGUGACGAAUACAAUGAUGAAUCCAAUCUGGAUGGUGAAAACACGAAUGCAGCUUGAGAGAAGGGAGAGGGGGUCCAAGCAGAUGAACGCCCUGCAGUGUGCCCGCUAUGUGUAUCAGAUGGAGGGGAUGAGAGGAUUUUACAGGGGCCUCACAGCCUCCUAUGCUGGCAUCUCCGAGACCAUGAUCUGCUUUGUAAUAUAUGAAGGCCUGAAGAAGCACCUGGAGGAUAACCCGCUAACCACGAGCAACACCAAACCCGGCGAGAAGUCCUCCUCCAACUUCUUAGGAUUAAUGUUCGCUGCAGCUUUUUCCAAAGGAUGCGCCUCCUGCAUCGCCUAUCCACACGAGGUGAUCCGCACCAGACUGCGGGAAGAAGGCAGCAAGUACAACACCUUCUGCCAGACGGCGCGUUUGGUCGCACGGGAAGAAGGCUACGCAGCUUUUUACAGAGGACUUUUAGCUCAGCUUUUCCGGCAAAUCCCCAACACCGCCAUCGUCCUUUCUACAUACGAACUCCUAAUCUAUCUGAUGCGCGACAAACCCAAGUAAACGGGGCAAGCCGCCCUCCUUGACAUUCUCACUGCGCACUGACCAAACACAGACUGGCGUACUGUAAUGGCUGCCUGGCCACUCCCUUACUCGGAGGAUAUCACAUUUUGGACUGUUUUCCCAUUCUGGGAGGUUUUAGUUAUCGUUAACGUUUAGUAUAUAAUUUGUAUAUUUUGUUAUUUUAAAAAAAAAGGAAGUUGCAGAGUCGUGGAUCCCACUGAUGCUGCUAGGUAACUAAAUCCCGCUAUUUAAUUUCCCCGGCCCUGGCCGGCAUUGUAUUUUUCACGAGUUGCAUCUAAUUUAUAUCGAGAAAAGAACAGAGUGAAGACCUCUUUACGAGUCGUGUUGUUCUGAUUUCUGUACUGUAUAUGAUGGUAUUGCAGUAUAACAUUUUUCCACUAGGUGGCGAAUGAGCACACAAGACACCUUGCUCACCAUAGAAGAAUUUUUCCAUACAUUGAUAAAGUAUAUGAUCAAUGCAA
This is a messenger RNA of Rana temporaria (common frog), 1612 nucleotides long. RefSeq names its product solute carrier family 25 member 33 (gene SLC25A33). The transcript is spliced from 7 exons. Gene Ontology annotation, cellular component: mitochondrion. Gene Ontology annotation, molecular function: pyrimidine nucleotide transmembrane transporter activity. The record is from RefSeq and is a predicted model, not a curated record. Gene Ontology annotation, biological process: pyrimidine nucleotide import into mitochondrion. The coding region runs from base 174 to 1130 and encodes 318 amino acids. Lineage: Eukaryota; Metazoa; Chordata; Amphibia; Anura; Ranidae.